CAUCUAGGGUUUGCUAAAGCUUGAACCUUUCUUCUCUUCGAAGAGGUUUUGAUUUCCUGGGCAUGAAUUUUUCCCUAAUCUUGUUACCUUUGAAGCAGAAGAGCGAAAGAUGUCAGAUUCUUCAAUCCAGGAAAGAUACUUAGUUGGAUACGCACUCGCAGCCAAGAAACAGCAUAGUUUCAUCCAACCUUCUUUGAUCGAACACUCAAGGCAACGAGGCAUUGAUCUGGUCAAGCUUGAUCCGACGAAAUCGUUGUUGGAGCAAGGGAAGCUUGAUUGCAUAAUCCACAAGCUUUACGAUGUGUAUUGGAAGGAGAAUCUUCAUGAGUUUCGUCAGAAAUGUCCUGGUGUUCCUGUAAUCGAUUUGCCUGAGGCUAUCGAGCGAUUGCACAAUAGGGUUUCGAUGCUUGAGGUGAUAACUCAAUUGAGGUUUCCUGUUUCAGAUAGCGAAAGGUUUGGUGUUCCGGAGCAAGUUGUUGUUAUGGAUUCGAGCGUCUUGAGCGGUGGAGGAGCUUUAGGGGAGCUUAAGUUUCCGGUGAUUGCUAAACCGUUGGAUGCUGAUGGGAGUGCCAAAUCUCAUAAGAUGUUUUUGAUAUAUGAUCAAGAAGGGAUGAAGAUUCUGAAAGCUCCGAUUGUCUUGCAGGAGUUUGUGAAUCAUGGUGGUGUGAUCUUUAAGGUCUAUGUGGUUGGAGAUCAUGUCAAAUGUGUAAAGAGAAGAUCUUUACCUGAUAUCUCUGAAGAGAAGAUUGGGACGUCGAAAGGGUCUCUUCCGUUUUCGCAGAUAUCGAAUCUGACUGCUCAAGAGGACAAGAACAUAGAGUAUGGUGAGGAUAGGAGCUUAGAGAAAGUGGAGAUGCCUCCAUUGAGUUUCUUGACUGAUCUAGCAAAGGCCAUGAGGGAAUCAAUGGGACUCAAUCUCUUUAACUUCGACGUGAUUAGGGAUGCGAAAGAUGCUAAUAGGUACCUAGUAAUUGAUAUUAACUACUUUCCUGGAUAUGCUAAGAUGCCCUCUUACGAGCCUGUAUUGACGGAGUUCUUCUGGGACAUGGUCACAAAGAAGAAUCAUGUCUGACAAAGGAACAUUGUUGUUGGGGAGGAUUUGUACCAUUGCAAUGUGUUGCAACUGCCAUUGCAAGCAUCUCAAUUGGUUCUGGCCUACGGUGACUAGCUGCUUCGCUAAUUUUCAUUUGGAUUCUUGAACUUGUGCUUUUUUCUAUAUUUUUUUAGUUGUUUCUCUUUCGUUUACUUCCGAGUUUUGCAAAGCCUUGUUCAAAUGCACAACUGUUGCUACUCUUGAAAGCAUUGAAUCUCUAAAUUCUUGGCAAUGUGCUCUGUUCUCAACUGUUGGUACUUAGUUUUGUGAUUUCUUUUCAAGCUUUUAUGGUGCCUGUUUUCCUCAAGUCUGACAAGAGUUAGAUAGUUGAUUAAUGAAAUGCCUUGCAUUUU
Arabidopsis arenosa is the source of this 1446-nucleotide messenger RNA. The record is from the annotation of a GenBank genome assembly. NCBI's taxonomy places the organism in Eukaryota, Viridiplantae, Streptophyta, Magnoliopsida, Brassicales, Brassicaceae.